Molecule: messenger RNA, 2002 nt
Organism: Phoenix dactylifera (date palm)
Lineage: Eukaryota; Viridiplantae; Streptophyta; Magnoliopsida; Arecales; Arecaceae
Source: RefSeq, a predicted model, not a curated record
AAAGCCGGCCACGACCCGGCCUUUAUGCGCCCUACCAACUCGCACUCGUCACCGGUCUGCGGUUGCGGCUUCUCCGUAUCUUCCUCUCUUAAGUCUCAGCCGCGGGGAAGAAGCUGCCUACCCCUCCAAGAUAUUGUUAGUCAAGAAUUCAAAUCUCGAUACUAAUUGAAAUUUCCGUGACAUGGCUCCUGCCCAAGCGUUAGUUGGUAUUGAUGAAGAAAGAAAACCAGAUAUUGUUGUUAAAUCUGAAGCGGAGGACGAAAAUGGAGAAAAAGUGAUGAUGAAUGACGCAACGGGCUUGGUGUGCAUGAAUAACUUCGAAGACAAUGGAUUUUAUGCUGAGUCCUCAUUUAACCUGAGAAAGGUGGAUGAUAGCAUGGAUCAGGAAGUGGAAAUUCUUGAUUGGGAUGAUGGUGUUGCCAUUGAGAAGGUUAAAGCUGAAGACCCUGAUGCCACGGAUUACUCGAGCUCAUUUGGGGGCACGUUCUCGGGGUGUGAUGAUGAGUCAAAGCUGAGUGAUGCUGAAGUGGACUCAGGGUUUGGGGUAAUGAAUAGUGAUCCUGCUGUUUUUGAUGGGUUUGACAGGGUUUUUAAGAAGAAAAAGGUAACUGCUCAUUGGAGAAAAUUCAUCAGCCCUCUGACAUGGAGGUGCCAGUGGUUAGAAUUACAGAUGAAGGUACUGCGGACGCAAGCAUUAAAAUAUGAUAAAGUUCUUGCAGCAUACAAGCAUGAAAAAGAGUUGCAGUUAAAAAUGGUUGAGCUGGAUGGUUCUGUGUCUAGAUCAGUGCCUCUGACUGGUAGAAGUCCCAAAAAACAAAUCAUGAAGAGGAGAAAAAGAAAAAGAAAUGAAGAUAUAGCUGAUAUAUCAUCAUAUAUGUUAAAACACCAUAUAUUCUCUUACUAUGACAAUAAGAAAACUGAAACGGAUGGUCACUCAGUCGAUGAUGAUGGUGCUGAACAAGCAGAUGAGAAUGUUAGAGGCACCGAGGACAGUGAGUGGUUACUUGGCAUCAAGGGUCGUGACAGUUCAUUAGAGCAAAUUCUUUUGAACAUUGAAGCUGUUCAGUCCCGAGUUCUCAAGCUGAAGACUCAUCUCAACAAGGUCAUGUGCAGAAAUGCUGCAGAGAUCGCUUCAUAUCCCGGCAAUUUGUUUCCUGGUGAUCCACCUCCUAGUUAUUCUCAAAGUCAUAGUGGUUCUCCUAGAAAUAAUGAUGGAUUGCCAGCCGGAGCUAUAGGUACUCCACCCCACCAUGUAUCUGAAUAUGAGAUGGAAGAUAUGGUAAUGCCCGGAAGUGCAGUUUCGAGCUAUGGAGAUGCUGCUGAUGUGGAUAUCAUUGAAAGCACAAUGGGCCUACUUUCUGCUGCUGAUGGCCCCUUGAAUCAGCGUCAGAUCAGAGACUUGUGCAAAGACAGUGCUGAUGAUGUUCUGAUAGACAAUCAAGCAGCUGAAGAAGAGUUUCAGAAUUUUGAGAAGGUCGGUCAGCCAAGAGAGAAACCUGAAGAAUUGGUUAAAGAAGCUGAGAGCCCCUCUGAGGAGAGUAUUGCCCCCAAAGUUUCAAAGCCCGCGUCAGGUCCAGAAACAGAAAAUGCUGUCAUGCCACAACAAACAGUUCUGAAGCCCUGCUACCCAGGAAAACGCAGAGGGCGAAAGCCUAAGAGGAAGCGGCGAGGGGGUUCUAUUGCUGCUUUAAAUAAUUUGAGGAGCGAGAGGCUUCAGAAACGGAGAAUGUCAGGAAGAAAAAGUUAGCCUGUAGGUUUCUUUUAUUGUGUUUGGGAUUUCAGGUCUUGCCAUCGACUGAGGUUUGUCAGUGAGAUUGGGUAGGUCCUUUCGUUUUCUACUUUGCCCUUGUACUCCAUUAAGUGCCAAUCUUUGAGCUGAUAGCUUUGUAAAUUGGUUUGCUCGAGAACAGAAUUUAAUAGUAGACAGAUUCCGAGCCAAUUCAAUGCAGUUACAGAGUACUUACAUUAGUAACACUUACAUAUGAACACAUUUUUUUGGUUU